AUGCCAUACCCUAAAUGCCUUCGACAGUGUACGAGGGAAGAAUGCAACAGGCCAGCCGACCGUCUCUACGGCAGCUGCAUGCUGUGUGAGCAGCAUUUCUGUGUCAACCAUAUGCGUCCGGAGAGCCACGCCUGCCCGACCAGAGAAAGAGAUCCAGACGCUUUCUUCGCUGCAUACGACGCUGCCAAAAAGAAGUAUCUGUCGGCGCUGCUUGCCAGGGUUAACGUCGAUGCGCUGCAGGCAAUUGCCACGCGAGCGCGUGAUGGAAUUUCUUGCAGUAUUCCAGCUUUGUCGCAGGACCUGAACGAAGCCACCCGCUUAUCAACCGUGUCACGUCAAUGUGGCGGUCAAAACGCACACGUAGACGUCGUGUUCACGGAUGGCGUAACGUGGCUCGCCCGGUUACGGCUAGAUGAUCCUCUGUUGCCGCCGGCCGGUGUGCAAGAAAAGGUCAUUGAAAGCGAGGCAGCUACACUGCACUUUCUCGCCAAGACUAAAGUCCCGGCACCACGCGUGUAUGCCUAUGCAUCAACGGCAGCCAACCCGGUCGGAACUCCAUAUAUCCUGAUGGAGAAGCUGCCUGGCACGCCGCUGGACUGGCCGAGCACCAGCCCGGCCCAGCAAAAGCACGUGCUGGAGCAGCUCGUGGAUAUAUACCUCGAGCUCGAAAAGCAUCCGUUGCCGCAAACUGGCUGCUUGAUGUUCUCCGCAGACAAGAAGGAUGUGCACGUCGGUAGCUUCGUCCAGGCGCCAUACAUUGUUACACCCUCGUCAGCACUGGGCCCUUUUCGGGCACUGACCGCGGCAUAUAUGUCCAUACUUGGUCAUCAGAUGGCAAUGCUGGACAACGGUGAGUACGGUGCCCUUCGCGUCGACAAUUACCUCUCUUUUCUAUGGAGAAAACAAGCCCUCGCACAACUCAUCGAUGACGAACAUAGCAACAAUGGGCCAUUCUACCUUAAACACUAUGAUGACAAGGGGGACCACCUCCUCGUCGAUGCCGAUUUCAACAUCACCGGAAUGAUUGACUGGGAGUAG
Sporothrix schenckii 1099-18 is the source of this 1038-nucleotide messenger RNA. RefSeq lists its product as uncharacterized. The record is from RefSeq and is a predicted model, not a curated record. The transcript has 2 exons. Bases 1 to 1038 code for a protein of 345 amino acids. NCBI's taxonomy places the organism in Eukaryota, Fungi, Ascomycota, Sordariomycetes, Ophiostomatales, Ophiostomataceae. Gene Ontology annotation, molecular function: zinc ion binding.